Messenger RNA from Metarhizium robertsii ARSEF 23, 1662 nucleotides. Its product is annotated as Carboxylesterase, type B. NCBI's taxonomy places the organism in Eukaryota, Fungi, Ascomycota, Sordariomycetes, Hypocreales, Clavicipitaceae. The transcript is spliced from 4 exons. Gene Ontology annotation, molecular function: carboxylic ester hydrolase activity. The coding region runs from base 1 to 1662 and encodes 553 amino acids. The record is from RefSeq and is a predicted model, not a curated record.
AUGAAGCUCCCCGUUGCUUGCAUCGUAUUGCUCCAAGCCGCCACCUCAGGCGCCAUACCCGCCAGCCACGACGCUGCACCAACAGCAACAAUUGAUUCUGGGCUAAUUUUCGGUGUUGCAACCCAACUCCCAGGGGCCCCUGGGCCUGUCAAUAAGUUUCUAGGCAUACCAUACGCAGAGAAACCUGAACGCUUCACCCUCUCCAAACCACCAAAGAGAUGGAGCUCCCCCAAGAAUACGACAGCCUUUGGACCCUCGUGUUAUCAAUUGGUCCCAGAUAGUGAUGUCGGCCCCGGCAAAGACCUUCUCGAUGGUCUCUUCAACCAACAUCCGCCUCAAAGCGAGGACUGCCUUUUAAUAAAUGCAUUCGCUCCCACACCCUCCGGUCCGGCAUCUGGCCGUCCAGUUGUUGUUUUCAUUCCCGGUGGUGGAUGGCAGAUGGGCAAUGGCCAGCUCGACUUGUCUGGGUUUGCCGGGUACGAAGACAUUGUUGCAUUCGCCUUCAACUACCGGACAAACAUAAGGGUGCGCGCAGUAUUCGGUUUCCCAAACAGCGGCGAGCUCCCGGUGCAACAACGAAACCUCGGCCUAUACGACCAACAGCUCGCACUCGAAUGGGUGCAAAAGAAUGCCAAGGCGUUUGGUGGCGAUGCCUCCAAGGUGACCAUCUGGGGGGAAUCCGCCGGGUCGCUCUCGGUCGACAUACACAUGCACGCAUACGCCAAUGUCACCAAGCCCCCGUUUCGAGGCGCCAUCAUGUCCAGCGGCGAGUUCUCAUUCGGCCUACUGGGCACGACCGCAGCGCCCAACAAUACAAAAGCCUGGGAUAGCGUCGUAAAAGAGGCCGGGUGCAAGGGAGCCAGCACGAUUGACUGCCUGCGAACAAUGCCAGCGGAAAAGCUGGUAAAUAUUACCCAAAAGGCCGGUGCUAUUUUCAUCCCAAUUGAGGACAACAGGGCUGUUCCCGCAGGACGUGCUUCUGCGUGGAGGCAAGGGAAUCUGGCCAAGGUGCCGAUCUUGGCGGGCACGAUUGCACAGGAAGGACGAGCUCUUGUCAAUCGCAACAUCUCGCUGGAUCGGUUCAACGAGGCAUACUUGUUUGAACCGUUCUUCAGCAACGAGCAACGCGAUGAAAUCUACGCGCAAUACAGAAAACUGCCCGGUUUGAAGACAGACUUUGACCUGGCUGCUGCUAUAUACACCGACUUUCUUUGGCAAUGCCCGAUGCAAAAGCUGACGCAGGUCUCUGCGUCGAUUCACAACCCCACGUGGCGAUAUUAUUUCAACAUGUCUAUAGUCGACAGGCUUCCCAGCGAGUACAGCUACCUGGGCAAGUUCCACGGCAGCGAUCUGCUGCUUCUCGUGAUCUCGCCGACGUACGACGACUCGACGGCGGCUGGGGCCUUGUUGACUCCUUUGCUGUCCACGUUUGCCAACUACUUUCGCGGUGCGAUUGGGAGGUUUGUGCGAAACCCGGGCGGCGGUCCCGGCUGGCCCAUGGUGGGAUCAUCGUUCAGGCCUUGGGACGUGGUGACGCUGGGUGAUGUUGGUUCUGCGCACACGGCGGGUGCGACGCCUGUGAAUCAGACAGCGGUCGACAAGAACUGUGUCUUGUUUAAGGAUGCGCUGGAUAUAUAUGAGAAAUAUACGGGCUCUGCGUAG